UCGUCGGCGCUGCAAUAGCAAUCGGUGUCCUGGUCGUAGGUUUUGUAUGCCUAUGCCGUGCUUUCCGCUGGCCGCAGCAUGGGUCAUGCUACGUGGUAGAAGUGGUGGUGACACACUUUUAUAGAUGAUUCUACCGGCGUCAGUUUGACAAUUUACCGGAGUCAGUUAGUAUGACAAUUUGACUUCAAACGAGCAUGCUUCUCUGAUAAAUAAUAAUACGGCCGCAUCCCUUUGCCGCCUUCUGUUUAUCAUGACCGUAUAUUUGCCCAUACAUCUUAUCGUCCUCGCUAUCCUAUCUAGUGGUUUCGAUAACUAUUUGUGAGUAGAGUGCUGCGGUGCGAUUUUAUUCUCCACUUCGUGCGGUGCACACGCCGUUGAAUUACCUAAUUUUUGUCUUACAAUACUUUUCUGUUAAGAUGUUGGCUAUAACAUGGGCCUUAAUCGCUAUCAUCAGUUGCACCUAUUCUGCUCCACUUCUCUCAUGCCCAAAAAGCUGCUCUUGUAUAUCUUUUGGUCGUCGCAUGGGUCUUACUUGUUCUUCGUUAGACUUCCUUCGGAAACCCCUGUCGCCUGAAUUGCAAGCGUCAAUAGUGAUACUGACAGUGCGCGGAAAAAAUAUCCAUUCCUUAGAUCCAAAAUUAAAACAUUUGCGCAAUUUAAAGUUUUUAGACGUUAGUUCAAGCGGUUUAAAGCAUUUCACCGCUUCUGUAGUUCCUAAAGGUGUCGAAUCUUUGGAUAUUUCAAACAAUGACAUUUCUUACGUUUCCGAUUGGAAUUUACUACCGGAACUGAAGAGUUUAGAUAUUACCGGUAAUCCCCUCUCGUGUUCCUGUGACUCGUUACCGUUCCGCGACAUGUUACUAUCCAAUACCAAGGUCAGGGUUGUCGAACCCGUUUUGUGUGAUUCCCCGAAAGAACACUUUGGAAAAUCCUGGCUUAAAGUAAAUUGCAUCUUCGAUCCUGAAUUUUUAUUCGGUGAAAUGCAAGGUGAUGAACCUGUUGAAGGUUCGGGAUCUGGUGACGGGUGGGCGGGACCUAUUAUCGCUGACACUCACGUAACGACCGAGGAUUCCGGUCCAGUAGAAGAAGAAUUUAUAAAAGACAACCAAAACGUUGUAAAUAGUGCAAAAACUAUUACCGAACAACCCCCAACAGAAGACGAAGAAGAAGGGAGUGGUUCAUUCGAAUUUGUUGACGUAUUCAACGAAACCAAUCGCAGUUCCACAACUGUUUCUCCAUUUGAUGCCGACUACGAUGACGAAGAAGAGCAAGACGGUGCUGAAGGGGAGCCGACCACGGUUAUUUCCCAAGAACAACAUCCCGCUAUUUCGGUACAUAGAGGAUUUAUUUCUUCCGGGUGCAUUAUCAAUUGUUCAACUCCAGCUCCUCUUGAUAGAUCAGACGAUAGCGAAUCUUCUCCACCGCCAGGUCUAGUAGACGGGGUAAAAAUAAUAAUGGGUGAUAUAUUUGGAGUAGGUCAACCAUCAACCCAACAACCCGAACAAUCUUCAACUGCGGCCACGGACGCAAAACAAGAACAAGCGACGGAAGUUAAAGAGGAAGUAUCGCAAACUCAUCUCUCGGAGCAGGAAUCCGCUGGACCAAAAGAAUCUCCCAAGAAAGAGACCGACAUAAUCAGCGAAACAGCGGAUACAACAAAAGAGAAAGAGAGCGCCGUCCAAAGCCAAGAAAGCAAGCAAUCAAAUAGCACAUUUAUUUUCUUGGGAAUCCUCCUGCUAGUCAUGGUUUGUUUGAUUGUUUACGCGGUCGUUAAAAGGGCGGCAGCCAAGAAGAAGGGACGCAAACAGCGUUCUAACGUAGCUGGUCUUGACGAAAAACCAGGAGAAGAAAUGAAACUCAUUAAGCCAAUUGGUGUCGAAAAUGGUAAACAAAAUGGCAAGCCAGAAUCAAUACCGUUAAUAAAUAAUAGUCAGAAUGGUACGAAAACGUAUCCAGAAGAUGAAAAAGUUCAAAAGAAAGAACCGGUCACACCUCCUGGUACGCCCGCUGACGAUGAGGACGAUGUGGAACUGCGACAAAAACCCAACGAUUCACUGCUUACUCCAGAAACUAAACGGGUUACUAUAAGGGCAAGCGAAAUACCCGAUUCGGUUUUGAAAACACCAAUUCUGGUCACGCGACACAUCGACAGUGAUGGCAAAGUGGUAACAACCCCGAACUUAAAUCAAAGAAGCGUCAAGUGAUGAUACAGAGAGAGAUAGAGAGUGCUCUUUUUAAAGUCUGCUAAUGUGAUACGCUUAACUAACAAACAUUGUUCCUAAGUGUAAUGAGACGGAAGUGGUCUGAAAAUUUUCGUGACAUUACUUUAAUAAGAAACCAGAAAUUCAUUAUGUGAUAACUUUAACGUGUAUGUAUGUAUGUAUGCUGUAUGUACAUAUAGGUAAAAUUCCGAAUAGUAAUAGCGCUUAAUUUGUAGCUCUGGUUUCAAAACAAGCACAAAAAAAAACUGCGAAACAGUUUUUAUUUUUUUAAUGUAACUUUUCCUUUACAAUCUCAUGUGUCUUUUACUCAGCUAUUAAGUAGUUGGUCUUUGUUUUCCUGUCUUCUUUCCAGGCUUCCCUUACCUAAAGGUACCUAAAUCGGGUUCGAAUAUUUGUAAUUUGUUUAUUUCUCUAAAAAAAUAUGUUAUAUAUAAAUAUCUACAUACAUGUAUGUAUAAUAUGUAAUAAGAACUUCAUUAUCAUCUUCAAAGAAACAUUUUACUUAUUUAAUCAUAUGUAGUUGUAUCGGUGUAUUUUUCCGGAAUUAUAUGCAUAGGUAUAAGUAGGUAUAUUUGUUUUAAAAUAAGAAUCGCCCUUGAGUCGUUUUUUUUUUUUUUAUUUACUAUAUUAUUAAUGUUAUUUUUGUCUUUGUAAUUUAAUUUAAACGUUUCAAAAUAAUCAUUAUAGUUUAAUAUUGAAUGUUAUCGCUGAACCAGAGCGAAUUAUUGGAAAUAUGUUAAGAAAGAAUAUAUUCCAGCACUGAACUCAAUAAAUGAAUAGAAUUAUU
Molecule: messenger RNA, 3009 nt
Organism: Agrilus planipennis (emerald ash borer)
Lineage: Eukaryota; Metazoa; Arthropoda; Insecta; Coleoptera; Buprestidae
Gene: wdp
Product: protein windpipe
Exons: 2
Coding region: 417-2204 (595 amino acids)
Cellular component (GO): extracellular matrix
Source: RefSeq, a predicted model, not a curated record